ACCAUCGUGCUGACGGGGUGGGGGGGGAGAGGGGCGUGGGCUGCUCACGCUGCCGCGCCCAAGCCGGACGGACCCAUGCGAUCGCGCGCGGGCAGAGCGCGCCGCGGGGCAGGGAUGGAGAAAAAGAAGAUAGUGAUGAAAUCCAAAGUUGCUUCUUCGAACCUUCUGAGGGCGCUGCAUUCACUCUAUCAGUUCGGUCACCUCUGUGACGUGAUAGUCCACACCGAACAGAUGGGAAUUCAGGAGGAGUUUCUGGUUCACAAGGCAGUAUUGGCAGCUUCCAGCAAUUACUUCAAGGGGCUGUUUCUUCAUGAUGAGAUGUUGGACACUAAGACCCGCACAGUGACUCUACAAGAUAUUUAUACAGAAGAAUUCACUUCCUUCCUGGAGUUUGUUUAUACUGCCGAAGUAGAGAUUGAGGCAGAGAAAUUGCAUCGGAUGAAGGAAAUAGCUGAGAGACUUGAGUGCAAGGAUUUGCUUGAUAUUUGUGAAGAAAUGAACUUGGAGAGUAAGGAAGGCUUAGAUCCAAGUGUCCAUUUAAAAGGUCAGAUACACAAAAAUGGUGGGUCCCAGUGGGCUUAUGUCCCACAAACAGAAGACAGUGAACUGGGUAAUUCAUCCCCAUCUGGGGCAACACCGCUGCAAAGAAAACUGUGGGAUGGCCAGAAACACAGGAAAUUAUUAACCAGCUAUGAACUUGUGGAAUGUCAACCUACAGAUCCUAACAAGGAAGGGACUGCUCUUUCAGAGUCAACAGCUGGGAUGGCCAAGCUAGCUGAGCAUAACAAGACAGACACAAGUGAGAUGAUUGGUGUGGAUGCUGCCAACUCAGGGGGAAAGAAGACCCGCUCUUCUGCCCCAAGUGAGCCAGACUCCAAGGAAACCUGCAUAGUCAUUAAAAAGCUGCUCCCUGCCCAAGGGGAAGAUGAAAAUACUUUAAUCUCAGAGCUGCCCAGUAAAUUUGAGCCCAGGAGAUCACUUCGCAACGGAUCAAAAAUCUUGCCCCAAAUGUACACGUGUGAGAAGUGUAACCAGUCAUUCCAUUUCAUCAAGCAAUAUCAGUCACACAUGGAGCUGAAGCAUAAUAUUAACAUUGUCACCAAAUACAGCUGCAACCUAUGUGACCAGCUCUUCUCUAAUCGCCAGAACCUGAAACAGCACAAGCUCACUGUCCACAGUGAUGAGAGGCGCUUCCCUUGCAUGUCCUGUGACAAGAGAUUUAAGCGCCAGAAGGAUAUCAAUGACCAUGUUCGGAGGGUUCAUGAAAAGAAAAGGAGCCCUCAGGCAUGCCCAUACUGUGACAAGGUUAUCAGCUCCAAGUGUGGCCUCACAGUUCAUAUGCGCACGCACACAGGAGAGAAGCCCUACAAAUGUGAACACUGCCUUGCAAGCUUUGCUCAGAGAUCUGCUUACAAUACCCAUGUAAGGAAAAUACAUGAAUCUGGGCAAGACAGGAAGCAUACACCAAUCUACUGGACGGUCGUUCCACCUACAGUUAGACCAGAAGCAACAGACUGUGCAAUGGAUGUUAAUGAAGAAACUUGGGAUGGGGAAUCGGUUACUGGAUUGCAAAAAUGUGCUGGGAGCAAAGCAGCUAUGGGCACUGAAGAAGAACCUGGCAGCUCCUAUAAUGCAGAAGUAGACUGCAGCAAUGAAGGGAAAGGAAAGAUAGACAAAUAUGGGGAAGAUGAAGCAAACGGGGAAGAAGGAAACGAAGAUGAUGAUGAAGAUGAAGAAGAAACAAGUGUGAAGGGAGAAGAUGCGGGAUAUUCUGAACUAGAGGACAGUAAAGAUAAUGAGUAUGUCUGUAAUGAUGAUGGUGGUGUUGAUGAUGAUGACGACGACGACGACUACUCUAAUAGUAAUGAAGGUGAAGAGAAUGAUUCAGAUGAAGACUUGAAAAUAAAGAAGGGUAAAAAAGGCAGGGUAGGCAAGAAGUCUGCCUAUGUUAUAACAUGUGAUAAAUGUGCUGAGCAGUUUGUUUCCCGGAAAAAAUAUGUAGAUCACUGCAAAGAAGUCCAUCAAUCCUUGCCUGGCAAAGUCUAUCAGUGUGAUAUCUGUAGCAAGUCAUUUGCUAGCUACAACAGCUGGAAAGAGCACAGAGCCUGUGUCCACACUGAAGAAAGGCAGUUUGCUUGCACCCUCUGUGAUGCUACUUUUAAAAGAAAAAGAGAUGUGAGGACGCAUUACAUGAGGAAACAUGAAGGCAGAGUCAAGCGUCCUCUCUGUUCUGUCUGUGGGAAGAUCUUGAGCUCACGAACGGCACUGAUGUUUCACAUGCGGACACACACAGGGGAGAAACCAUACGAAUGCAGUGUUUGUCAUAACAAGUUUGCUCAGCCCUCCCAGCUUAAGAUCCAUACCAGGUCCCAUACAGGAGAAAAGCCAUACGUAUGUGAAGACUGUGGAGCUUGUUUUGUUGAUAAAGGCAAACUAAAUAGCCACAAGAGGACGCAUACAGGAGAGCGUCAAUUUAAGUGUGAUGUAUGUGGGAAACAUUUUGCCACCAAUGAAUACUUGAAGUGCCACAAGCGAUGCCACAUGGGAGCCAAGCCAUACAAGUGCAACGUUUGUGGGAAGACAUUUGGAUUGAGAGCCUCAUUAGCCCAGCACGUUAAUGUCCAUGCAGAGACUCGUCCCUAUUUCUGUGAACAGUGUGGAAAAACAUUUACUCAGCAAGGAGCUCUCAGGCGCCACCAGCGGAUUCACACUGGAGAAAAACCAUACAAAUGUAGAGCUUGUGAGCGAACCUUUACAGACAUGUCCACCUUGAGGAGACAUGUAUCGGUUCAUGACCGGAAUGCCCACUGGAGGAGUUUCUUAAUAGAUCUUACUAGCAAAAAAGACCAUAAUUGGUCCAAAAUAGAAACCUUAUCAGAGGUCCGCAGGGGGGAAGAGUCAGCACCAGAAGUCUGGUCAGUUGACCAAGGUACACUUUACAAACCAGAAAUCAAUAGCAUGAAGAAAGCUGAACACAUGCCAUCUAGCGUUAACAACACUCAAGAAGCUGAUCAUUCCAAUUUAUACUUUGAUAGGAAAGUAAAGAAACUCUAUGUGAGCAAAACUGAAGGCCAUAAGCUGCCUGCAAGAGGGUAUAAGGUGCCUGCAAGAACAACUCAAGUGCGUCACAUCCGUGCGCCGGCGUGGCCGCCGUUGUGCGUCGGAUGCGGCGACGUGGGGAUCCGCGAGUCCUCCCUCGACGGAACUGGCGGGGGGCGUUGCGCUCGCGAGUGCCCAGCGCUUCCGGCAGCCGCGCGGAGCCUGUGCGCAACGGCCCGGCACUCGCGGGCGGAUGCGGCGCUGCCUGGUGAGCGCGGAGAGUGGCGUGCGGCGGGGGGAGGAACUACGCUCUUUGCAGAAAGAAGAAAGAUGGAAAGUAAUGCUGUUUUACUUGAAUCUAAGUCUUCACCAAUCAACCUGCUAAAUGAAAUGCAUCAGCUGCGUCUUCUGGGCCACCUGUGUGAUGUGACGGUUAGUGUGGAGUAUCAAGGUGUCCGGGGAGAGUUUGUUGCUCACAAAGCUGUGCUGGCAGCAACAAGUAAGUUUUUCAAGGAGGUGUUUCUUAAUGAGAAGAGCAUGGAUGGCCCAAGGACAAAUGUGUUCUUGAAUGAGGUCCAGGUAGCUGAUUUUGCUUCCUUUCUCGAAUUUGUUUAUACUGCCAAGGUAGAAGUGGAAGAAGACCGAGUGCAACGGAUGUUGGAAAUAGCUGAAAAGCUAAAGUGCUUGGACCUCUCUGAAACCUGUUUUCAGCUGAAGAAACAAAUGCUUGAAUCAGUGUUGUUGGAGUUGCAAAAUUUCUCUGAAACUCAGAACUCUGAGGAGGAGGGCGGUUCCCAGCCAACCAUCUCCUAUGAGUCCAAAGCAAAUAUUGUAGCAGAAAUUGACCGUGCAAACUUUCUUCCUGGUCCUCCAGAAUCCCUAGCAGAAAGGCCCAGCAAUGGAAUGUCUCCUGAGCUGCCAGCUGUUAAAUCAAAGGAGAAGGUAGACAAAAAAAAAGAAGCCAUUAAGCCACCAUAUGCUAAAAUCAGAAGGGCCAGUGGGAGGCUGGCUGGGAGAAAGGUAUUUGUGGAAAUCCCCAAGAAGAAAUACACAAGGCGACUGCGAGAACAACAAACAAAUGCGGAGGUCGCUGCAGAAGAGAACAAGUUCCCAAAUGACCAAACUAUGUUUGAAGUGGAGAAGGAAGAGGAGCAAGCGGAGAACACUGUGAAGCCUGAAAAUGAAGAGUAUGUUGGCAACUUUGAAUCUGAAGAAAACCUUAACAAAUCUGAAGAGGAGAAGAAGAAACGAGGUGACAACUUCAAGUGCAGCACGUGCAAGAAGGAGUUCUUAUAUGAGAAGAGCUUUCUCAAGCACAUCAAGCACAGUCAUGGCAUUGCAGCUGAAAUAAUUUACCGGUGUGAAACCUGCAACCAGACCUUUGCCAACCGGUGCAAUUUAAAAAGUCACCAACGCCACGUCCACAGCAGUGAGCGCCACUUCCCUUGUGAAUUCUGCGGUAAGAAGUUCAAGAGGAAGAAGGACGUCAAGAGGCACAUUCUUCAGGUUCAUGAGGGUGGUGGGGAGCGUCAUCAGUGCCAACAGUGUGGAAAGGGUUUGAGCUCCAAAACUGCCUUGAGGCUUCAUGAAAGGACGCACACAGGCGACAAACCUUAUGGGUGCACAGAGUGUGAGGCUAAAUUUUCUCAGCCUUCUGCACUUAAAACACACAUGAGAAUCCAUACUGGUGAAAAACCAUUUGUCUGUGAUGAGUGUGGUGCCAGAUUCACACAGAAUCACAUGCUUAUAUAUCAUAAAAGAUGUCACACGGGGGAAAGGCCUUUUAUGUGUGAAACAUGUGGAAAGAGCUUUGCCUCUAAGGAGUACUUGAAACAUCAUAACAGAAUACAUACAGGUUCCAAGCCGUUUAAAUGUGAAGUUUGCUUCAGGACAUUUGCACAGAGAAAUUCACUUUACCAGCAUAUUAAAGUUCACACAGGUGAACGUCCCUAUUGCUGCGAUCAGUGUGGUAAGCAGUUCACACAGCUCAAUGCACUGCAGCGUCAUCAUCGAAUACACACAGGGGAGAAACCCUUCAUGUGCAACGCAUGUGGGCGAACAUUUACCGACAAAUCCACCCUCCGGCGGCACACCUCAAUACAUGAUAAAAAUACACCUUGGAAGUCUUUCCUGGUUAUUGUUGAAGGAGCAUCUAAGAACAACGAAGGGCAUAAGGCAGAACUUCCUGAUGGAGAGUAUGACAUGUCACCCAAAAUCACAGAGAAGCUGCUCUCUAUUGCUGAAAAUGGCCACUACCAGCACUUGACUGUUGUCCCAGGGAGUGUGACUGCACUGCACGACAAUGGCUGUACCAUGGGGACAGACUAUAAGUCUGAUGGGACUGUGGGACCCCAAGAAGCCCUCAUAGCUACCACUUUAAGUGAGUUUACAGUGCUGCAUACACAGACUGACUCUAUUCAGCCACAGCUUCAUGCUCUGGUAAAUAUGGAAUAAGUUGGUAUUGUUCACAUAUCCAACCUGGACUAUAAUUCUUUCAUAAUCUUUGACUCUGCCAAUAACCCAUGGAUAGAAUUAGGUUAGGCUAAUUCUCCUUAUUAGGAAGAGGGACUGGCUGUGAAUGGUAUCCCCAUGAUUUCUUGAAUUGCAGAUCUCCUUUGUGACUAUGAAGUGGUCAUUAUUUCCAAUUUGCGUAGUCUGGCUGUAGCUCCUUUUCCCAAAGAAUAGGGUAGAAUAAUAACUACCAGUUGGAGGAGCAGGGGAGGGGGCAGUUCCCUGUCCCCAUCACAUUAGUAUGGCAGUUUUGAAAUUCACUGAUCUCUGAUGUCAUGGCAAAUCCUCAUUUAUUCUGUCCAUUUAAUCUCUGGAAAUGUAUCCAUCCAAGGUCCUUUACUUAUCCUUUUCUGCAAAGGUAUGUUGAACGCAUUCACCCCUUGGUAUGGAUAUGCUAGGAGCAGUUCCUUAGGAAAGAGAGAGGGCAUAGGUUUGAUUCAGCUUCCCACCGGCUUGAUUCCACAAUGUGGGUAAACAACAAUGCUUUCACGUCUCUGGGCCUGAUUAGUUAAUGGAAUUUGGUCUCACUUAAAAUGGCUAAAACCAGUUCCUGAAAUUAAUUUUCCUCUCUGCCUUUGCCAAAGAUUGGAGCAGUAGGAGCAAGUCUGGAAAAGCAGAGUUGCAUUCCAAGGGGUAUCAUUUUGCAAUAGCAAAAAUGUGGAAACUUCAGGCUGUGGGAUUUGGUGUUGCAAAAUAGAUUACAAUGUCUUGAAAUAGCUUGUGGCCUUCUAUUUCUGACCUCCAGUAAUAUAUGUCAGAGUUUUUGAUCCAACAGGCUUAAUCCAGCAGGCUUAAUAUUUUUGGUCUAUUAAUUGCUCUAACAUAAAGAAAAGCUUUACUCCUUCAGAACUUGAAGCUUUUGCAUAAGAAACUAAAUUCCCUUCAGCAAAACUACCUCAUGGAAGGCUCUCAGGGCUACUGUGCGUUUGUUUUGCGAUAGGAGCUGUACAAAGCCUAGUAGAGGCACUGGCUGUAGCAGCAAAAAUCCUCUUGUUGAUUAAACCAUUCUUCCCACACUCGGCCACCUCCAAAAGAGCUCUUGUCACUAAGUUAAAGUCUACCCAGGGGGUUGCUGUCAUAGCCAUCAGUGAUGGGUGUGUUUUCUCUUCUCCCUUAGGUGUCCUACUACAAUUCUGUAGUAUAAAUCAGGCCUUAAAUUACAGGAUUUAGAUUUGAAGCCACUGCAGGGGCUGGAAGGAAAAAAAAUAAAUAAAUUAUGUCAUUCUUAAACUCAUACACCUUCAUCUUGCAAUUGGAUCUGAUACAGCAGACCUCCCCUGACUUAAUAGGGCUUCAUACAAAGGCAGGGAAAGAUCCAUUUGCAAGAGGUGUCUGUGCAUGGUAUGUGGAAAACAGUGGGCAUGUCUACACGUGCACUGGACUGCAGUCAUUUAAUACUUGCUUAAGCAAGCAUUAAAUGACUGCACAGUCCCAGUGCCACAUGGGUCACUUCCAAAGCUGUGGAAGUAGCAUCAGGAGUCGCGGUUCAUGCCCACCAAUGCUACAGUGAUGUACUGUCUUGUGUAGAGGUGCCCAGUGAGGCUCAGGAGUGAGAAUACAGGCAAGGCUCCUCAUUCCAGUGUCUGAAAGAUUUAGAAAACUUGUGAACAAGCAACUCCAUGAUAACUUCAGUGAAGCUUUUCUAUAAUUCAGUGUUAGAAAUAGUGCAGGUUUGGGCAGGUGCCUGAAAAACAAGAUUGUGAAACUAACAGCUGAGGUAAGUGCCAAAAAUUGCAUUAAUGAUGACUUCAUGUCCAUGCAUUUUCCUUGUUAAAGGGGGUAGAAAGUACCUGCAGUGGAAAUAUAUAAUGGGUUUAUCUUGACAACGUGCCUUUUUACAUAAAAGAAGGUGAUUAAGAGUUAAAUGGUUUUAAAGGUAUUUAGACCUCUUCAGUGACAGGGUCUUCAAAUUCUUUAGAAAUCUGGGCUCAAGUGUUUGCUCCAAAGCCUGUUAUCCUAAGAAUAAUCCUUAUGUGACUCUGUUAAAUAGAUGCCAUUUCUCAGAACUGGGAAUUACAGGGAACAUGCAGGCCCAUUCCUUAAAACAGCCCUUUCUCCAUUCUUCUCUCUACAAAAGAGAAAAGAAACCGAAUGUACACUGCCUGGUCAUUAUUAGUAGUAGGUAGUCAUGGUUUUUACUCCUUGUUUUGCAGUGAGAGGAAUAAUAUUGUACAGAUAGCAAAAGGGACACAACAGGGUUAUUUUUAAAGAACCACUUCUUCCAUCCUAAGCACUUUCUAAGCAAGCUGAAAAUUAAGGUUUGUGUUCUCCCUACAUGGCUCAGCUUGUUACUUUUUGUUACAAAACACAAGUGGAACUUUGAUAAGGAAUUACCAUGAUUAACUGAGCAGAGGCAGUUAAAAGGGAGUGGAGCAGGAUUAGCCCAGAGUACUCGGGCACAGUUACCAGCAUCAUCUUGAGUUAUUUUUUGAACCUAGAACUACCUGGAAGAGUUCUGUGCUAGUGACUACUUUAUAUUCCCAGUGUCUCCUAUCAGUACAGCUUGCGCUUUUAGUAAGCAUCUGUGAAGUUAAUAGAGAACAAUUCCACAAAUCGUCCUUGUUUAGGUUACUUGUUCCAGUUCAGGGCGAAACCCACACAACUCUACCAGUUUACACUAGCUGAAAAUCUGCCCUUUUGUGUUGCAACUCAGUUUUUGUGUGUGAAUUGUUUCUCUUACUAAAGAGGUUAUAUUUGAAAUAUUUAUUCAUGUGUUCCUUUUGAUGUUCAUGAUUCCUAAUGAUCAGUGUAAAAUGUUUAUAGAUAUUUAAAUUCUCAGCAUUAGCACUUGUAGACAGGGAAGCUUUUGUAUUCUGAAUAUAUGGAAGUGAGUUACCUGUAUAAGCUGUUCUUAUUAAACUAUUAUUGCCCUUUCCAUAAAUGA
Molecule: messenger RNA, 8434 nt
Organism: Gavialis gangeticus (Gharial)
Lineage: Eukaryota; Metazoa; Chordata; Crocodylia; Gavialidae
Gene: GZF1
Product: GDNF inducible zinc finger protein 1
Exons: 14
Coding region: 76-5493 (1805 amino acids)
Biological process (GO): regulation of cytokine production; negative regulation of transcription by RNA polymerase II; regulation of immune system process
Molecular function (GO): protein binding
Source: RefSeq, a predicted model, not a curated record